AUUUGGCACAUAAACUAGUGUGUAAUGAAGAAGUGGAGCCCUAUGCUUGGUACGAGGUGGGACGAGUUUUCCGAGGCAUGGCAGUUGUUUAUUCAUUCAUCGACACUGAUGUCUUUGCAACAGAGGUGGAAUGCCAUGUGUAGAGAGUUUGAGCAAUACUCCAAUGCCAUACAAUACCUUUGGGAUACAUGGUUAGGUCCUUACAAAGAGCUAUUUGUUGCAGCAUAUAUAAACCAAUUUAUGCACCUCGGGAGCAAUUCAAGCCAAAGGGCGGAGUCUGCGCAUGUGAGGCUCAAACGAUACUUGGGAGAUACCAUGUCCUCGCUUCAAACAUCUUUUCAAAAAAUAAAAGAUGUUGACCAAUCAGUUCGGGGAUAUUCAAGGGUCGUUCCAGAAAUCUCUCAACAUUCCACGACACAUACAUCUUCAUGA
Molecule: messenger RNA, 432 nt
Organism: Rhododendron vialii
Lineage: Eukaryota; Viridiplantae; Streptophyta; Magnoliopsida; Ericales; Ericaceae
Exons: 2
Coding region: 25-432 (135 amino acids)
Source: RefSeq, a predicted model, not a curated record